Molecule: messenger RNA, 513 nt
Organism: Centruroides sculpturatus (bark scorpion)
Lineage: Eukaryota; Metazoa; Arthropoda; Arachnida; Scorpiones; Buthidae
Product: ribonuclease 3-like
Exons: 1
Coding region: 1-513 (170 amino acids)
Biological process (GO): RNA processing
Molecular function (GO): ribonuclease III activity
Source: RefSeq, a predicted model, not a curated record
AUGAGUUUGCGCGAGUUCUUAGGUAAACUGGGGAUCAAACCGCGCGAGAUGCUUUUUUACGAGCAAGCUUUCACCCAUCCUUCGUUUACCAACAAAAAGGGCCAAACCGAAAACUACCAGCGACUAGAGUUUCUAGGCGACGCGAUUAUUAGUCUUUACGUAGCGCGCCGAGUCUACCGGCUAACUCCGCCACUCAGCGAAGGAAAAAUGUCGAUUUUAAAAGCUUCGGUGGUCAGCUGGGCUAACCUCGGUGCUUUGGCGCGCAAACUUAAUUUUCAGAACCAGAUUCGCUUUGCCCCCAAAGCCCAAGACUUAGGACAGAACGAAAAAAUUCUUUCCGAUGUUUUUGAAGCUUUUAUUGCUGCUCUUUACUUAGACAAAGGUAGCCGAUCGAGCAACCACUUUUUAGACCGGGUGCUGAGCGCCCAAAUCGCCGGACUGCAGGGGCAAGAAUUGAAAAACCCCAAAACUUUGCUCCAAGAGUAUUUACAGCGUCAGCAAGCCCGGACGUGA